AUGCGCUCAUCGCCGUGGCUCACGUUGAGUCUCUUCUGGGCUUCAGCAGCAUCGGCAGCGACAGCUGACCCCGUCGUCAAGCCAACCAAUGGCGACACUGGCGCAAAGACGUACGAAAAGGUCAUGAUCGUCGUUGACCAACUGCGCCUCGAGUCCAAGUUCAGCCCCAGCCUGUCCAACGAGUCGACCAGCUUGCAACCUCGCGAUGUCCUGCUGAGCGCCCGGCAGCAGUGCUUGGCCGGAUACGGCUACUGCGCCAGCUUCGGACGCUGCUGUCCCUCGAGCGGCAGGUGCUGCUCCUACGGCUAUUGCCUCCCGAGCGGUUCGGCAUGCUGUCCCAGCGGCCCAUGCGCCGCCGGCAAGACGUGCUGCGGCCAGUCUCACUGCGCGCCCCUCGACGGCGAGUGCUGCAGGGACGAGAGCUACUGCGAGGCGGGCAACCAUUGCUACAUCGUGGCCGCCCUGGGGCCCAAGCCCGUAUGCUGCACCGACUCGGCGUGCACCGCCCAUGUCCUCAACGGCGUCACGACGUCCGCCUCGACUCGGACCACGACGCAGACGUUUACCUCGAGCAGCCAACCGCCAGACCCAACGACUGCUCCGGGCCCACCUGUUACCUCGUCUGUCACGUCCUCGUCUUCGGGCGUUGUGACGUCUCCCUUGUCGUCAUCGUCGUCGGCCGGCCCUACGCCCGGCCCGGCCGCCAGCAACAACACGCCGGUUGGAGCCAUUGUCGGUGGCGUCGUCGGCGGGAUCGGAGUCCUUGCCAUUGCGGCCAUUGCAGUGUUUCUCUUCUUGCGGAGAAAGUCACACAAGGCAAAUGAGGAUUCCGCACCCGCGCCGCCCAUGACCUUUAUCCCGCCGGCCGUCGAUCAGGGCCGGCCGCCGAACCAGCCGCUCUACCGGCCGCAGCCCGCCGCUCCGGCAGAUGGUCGCGCGUCAUACUAUCCGCCCGCCGACAAGGUGCCUAUGUACUACACGACGCCGCCGCCCGUCAGCCCGCAUCAGUCGUACGCAGCUGACCCCCGCGGCAGCGGACCGACGAGCCCGGGCGCCGUCUCGUCUAUGAGCGGCUCGGGCGGCUACGUGUCGCCGCCUCCGGGAUACCAGCAGGCACCGCGGCCCAUGGUCUACGAGGCACCGGUGCAGACGUCUGAGAACCACCGUGGGCAGAUGCACGAACUGUCCUGA
Molecule: messenger RNA, 1191 nt
Organism: Purpureocillium lilacinum
Lineage: Eukaryota; Fungi; Ascomycota; Sordariomycetes; Hypocreales; Ophiocordycipitaceae
Source: RefSeq, a predicted model, not a curated record